Messenger RNA from Cylicocyclus nassatus, 246 nucleotides. NCBI's taxonomy places the organism in Eukaryota, Metazoa, Nematoda, Chromadorea, Rhabditida, Strongylidae. The record is from the annotation of a GenBank genome assembly.
AUGAAAGAAUUGACUAGGAAUGCAUAUCAAAUGGCACUGAACAUUGGACAAGAGAACAAAGGGCUCAUGUGGAUAUUGACCUGGAUUGAUUCACUGCUCAAAAGCACAACAUAUGAAAUAUUCGUGGCCGAGAAUUUCUUCAUCUUCAACCUCGUGCCCAGUACCGUGAUCGUCACAGCUGUUGGUUCGUUCGGAAACAACUUUGAGACCCCCUUUCCUGCUCGUCCUCCGGUUAUUGCUGGUUAA